AUGGCACUUCAUGUAUAUGAUGAUAUAAUGAGGAUGACUGAAAACUUGAGUGAGAAGUAUAUAAUUGGGUAUGGUGCAUCAAGUACAGUUUACAAAUGUGUUCUUAAGAAUUGCAAGCCAGUGGCUAUCAAGAAGCUCUAUUCCCACUACCCCCAAUGCUUGAAAGAGUUUGAGACUGAGCUUGAGACAGUCGGCAGCAUUAAGCAUAGGAAUCUGGUCAGUCUCCAAGGCUACUCUUUGUCUCCAUAUGGAAACCUCCUCUUUUAUGACUACAUGGAAAAUGGCAGUCUGUGGGAUCUUUUGCAUGGACCUACCAAGAAGAAAAAGCUUGAUUGGGAUGUUCGUCUAAAAAUAGCACUUGGAUCAGCUCAAGGGCUGGCAUAUCUACACCAUGAUUGCUGUCCACGUAUCAUUCACAGGGAUGUGAAAUCAUCUAAUAUAUUACUAGACAAAGACUUUGAGCCUCAUCUCACUGAUUUUGGCAUUGCAAAGAGUCUAUGCCCCUCUAAGUCCCACACUUCAACUUACAUAAUGGGUACAAUUGGCUACAUUGACCCCGAGUAUGCUAGAACUUCCCGGCUCACCGAGAAGUCUGAUGUGUAUAGCUACGGUAUUGUAUUACUCGAGCUGCUAACUGGGAGAAAAGCUGUUGACAACGAAUCAAACCUUCAUCAUCUGAUUUUGUCCAAGACAGCUAAUGAUGCCGUAAUGGAAACCGUUGAUCCUGAUAUUACUGCCACAUGCAAGGACAUGGGAGCAGUGAAAAAGGUUUUUCAGCUUGCUCUUUUAUGCACCAAGAAGCAACCAGUGGAUAGACCCACAAUGCACGAGGUUACACGCGUGCUGGGAAGUCUUGUGCCACCAAAAGAAUCCGUCCCAAUGCAAGUACUCUUACCUGAUUCACAGCCAUCUGCUAUAAUGCAAUGCUACAAGGAUGAAUAUGCAAAUCUCAAAACUCCACACUUGGUCAACUGUCCCUCCAUGAGCACCUCUGAUGCCCAACUCUUCCUCAAAUUUGGAGAAUUAAUAUCUCAAAACAGUGCGGGAGCAGUUUCAGAAUCUAUGUAUAUUUAA
This is a messenger RNA of Sphenostylis stenocarpa, 1074 nucleotides long. The record is from the annotation of a GenBank genome assembly. Lineage: Eukaryota; Viridiplantae; Streptophyta; Magnoliopsida; Fabales; Fabaceae.